Molecule: messenger RNA, 2024 nt
Organism: Corapipo altera (White-ruffed manakin)
Lineage: Eukaryota; Metazoa; Chordata; Aves; Passeriformes; Pipridae
Gene: SMPD2
Product: sphingomyelin phosphodiesterase 2
Exons: 11
Coding region: 25-1626 (533 amino acids)
Cellular component (GO): cytoplasm
Molecular function (GO): sphingomyelin phosphodiesterase activity
Source: RefSeq, a predicted model, not a curated record
AGGAACGGGACGAGCAGCUCGGUAAUGCCGCCGGAGCAGGCAGAGCUCGGCUCCCUCACCCGGCCGCCUGCUACCGGCAUCCUGGAGCCCCAGAGUUUCUCUUUUUCGGUUCUAAACCGGAAACUGGAUAAUCUUAGGGGGUCAGGCGUGAGAGAAGCGAGGGCUGGGAGAGCGCUGGGGCUGGGAGAGCGCUGGAGCUGCUUAGGGAGCUUCUGGCUCCUCCGCGGUUUGGAGUCUCCAAAAGGAUGCGUGGCCUUUCUGCUACGCCAGCCCGGAUCCCUGGCUCUGUCCUGCACCUUCCGCCGGCUCCCCAGGGCUGUCCCUCCAGUCUGCUCCCUGCGGGACCCCCCCUCCUGCCCAGCGUUGCCCUCUGGCCCCUGCAAAAUCCAGCAAGAGAUGGAGGGCGAUCCCACCCUGCGCCUUCGUGUCUUUGACCUCAACUGCUGGGCCAUUCGCUACCUGAGCAAACGGCGGCAGGAGCGCAUCCGGCUCAUCGGGGACAUGCUGCGCCAGGAGGAUUUUGAUCUGGUGCUUCUUCAGGAGGUGUGGAGUGAACGGGACUACAGUGAUUUGAAGGUGAAACUAGGAGGCUGUUACCCCUUCUCUCAUUACUUCCGCAGUGGGGUGAUUGGCAGCGGCCUCUGCGUCUUCUCCAGGUUCCCCAUUCUGGACACGCUCCUCUACCAGUACUCGCUGAAUGGGUACCCCUACAUGCUCCAACAUGGGGACUGGUUUUGUGGCAAAUCCGUUGGCCUUGUCAUCAUUAGGAUCUCAGGGAUCAUCUUCAACAUCUAUGUCACCCACCUGCACGCCGAGUACUGCCGGGAGAAGGACGCCUACCUGCCCCACCGCCUGGUGCAGGCCUGGGAGCUGGCACAGUUCAUCCGACACACCUCCAAGGCGGCUGAUGUGGUGCUGCUGGGAGGGGACCUGAACAUGCACCCCGAAGAUGUGGGCAUCCGGCUGCUGCGUGGCUGGACGGGGCUGCGGGAUGCCUUUGCCGAGGCCACACACUUUGAGGGCUGUGAGGAUGGUUGUACCCUUGUCCCCAACAACUGCUUCACUGACAAAUCAGAGCUGCUGCCCUUCCCACUGGGCAUCCGCAUCGAUUACAUCCUCUACAAGGCCAUCUCCAGCUUCAUGGUAAAGUGUGAAGAGCUGAAGACCACCACAGGGGCAGCUCCGGGCAUGGACGUCCCCUUCUCAGACCAUGAAGCUGUGAUGGCAACACUGCACAUCCAGAGGCAGGGACAGGCUGCGGGUGCCACCCUCACCACUGCUGAGCCAAUGCUGGGAGAUGUGGUGACAGAGGCACGGACAGAGGUGGCCGUGGGGCUGCGGGCAGCACAGCGGCAGCGCUACUCCUCGGGCAGGAUGGCCUUGCUGGCCCUGCUGCUGCUGCUGCUGCAGGCCGUGGCCGCACUGGGUGCGCUGGCAGGGCUGGACGCCGGGCAGCCCUUCCCCAAGCUCUCCUUCUGCCUGCUGGCCUUCCUUGCCAUUGGCAUCCUCCUUCUUGCCACUGGUCUCCACCUGUUUCACACCAUGGAGGUGAAGAUGCUGCACAGCACUGAGGAGCAGAUGCGGAUGGUGCUGCGGACGCUGCAGGAAUGUCCCAGUGACGGCUGAACUGAGGCUGUGGGUGUCCCACAAUACCCCUCCAGUGAUGGCUGAACCGAGGCUGUGGGUGUCCCACAAUACCCCUCCAGCCCCACUGUGUCCCUUUUUGAUCCUUUUUUUAGCUGAUUUCUGGCAACAGUGCAGCCAGUGCAGUAGUGCAGGUUUGACAUUUGCCUCUGAGAGAAAUUAAGAUAUUGGGGGUAGAUUUGUUGCACUGGCCCUUGUGGGAACGAUGGACGUGGGGUUUUAUUGCUUUUUAAAUACACCCUUUGUACCUGGAGGGACCUGCUGGCCUGGUUGGGAGGCUUGAAAGACUCAGGCUCCCCAUGCCUGGGGUGGAACGCUGGUGACUGCUCUAACAACCAGAUUUGACUCAGACAGAAAAUAAAGGUGGUAUUUUAGCCCUU